AUGUCAGACGACGAGAUGCGUCUGAGUGCACUGCGGAAGAUACGGACAGUUCUUCUUUUCUACCCUGACGACUCGGAACUGGGAAGAAACUUGCUGAGCUGCGCUGGCACGUUGGUGGAAGAGUCCAAGCUGACUAAGACCAUUCAAGCCUACAAGUUCAUGAUGCAUUCGACCGGCGCCGUGCCGAAUCCGACUGCGCCUGAGCUGCCGGUUGUUGGUGUUUCCGCUGUGGAAAAUUUCGUUCUGGAUUCCCAAAAGUUUUUCAAAGUGGUUGUGGCCAAAGAUCGCAAGGAUGCAGUUUUGCCUUUGAUUGCUCUAGGCAACGGACUGGAGCAACCGGCGUGGGGGCCGCGCUGGGUCAAAGUUCGCGACCAGCUUGGUCUUGAUAAAGCCCAGUGCCUGAUGCCCGCUGUUACGAGCGCGGGGACCUUCCUCGAUCGGCCUAUGACUGCGGCUGAGGGGGCUCUGUGGUUGAGGGAGAUUCUGCAUGUGCAAGGGGUCCCAGCAAACUUGGAGCUUUACAGUAGUCAUAGUCUGAAGGCCACGGCGCUUUCUUGGACGGCGAAGUCGUGCACCAUGUCUUAUGAGGAAAGGCUCACACAGGGCCAUCGCUGCUCGCCGAAGCAUGGGAUGGCACUCCUCUACUCGAGGAAUGCCCUGGCUGAGAUUUUGACCAAGGUGGCCAGAGUGGUACGAGCCAUCCAGCGGGGUGACUUCGCCCCUGACUUGCCUAGAGCAGAGAGGGUGGCCCGUGCCUUGAGCGAGGAACCGGGCGCAGCAAUGCCUCCUCCCAAAAUGCAUCUCUCAAGGAGCUGCUUGACUCACUGCCGCAGGGAUGCGUCCGCCAACUCAGUGCCUGCUGGACUGAGCGGUCAGGUGGAUUGCGAGCCAGAGCGUCUCGCAAAGAGUUUCCUUGGGCAGCCUUCCGCCAUUUCCGCUGAGCAAAUCCUUACUCUUUUUGAUGCCUUGCCGCGAGGCUGCAGCAGUCGCAGCGAUGAGGGCGCCUCUUUUGGUGCCGGAGCAUUUGUGCGUGUUGGCGUCGGGCUUCGGCAGUCCUGCAAAGUCUACCCGAAUUCAAUCAUGGCGGUCAACCGAUUCGCUCAAGGCGUUGUUGACUCCUUGCGUUACACCAGUUUUGUCAUUCUUGAUAACAAUUUGGCAAAGGAGCACAAAGAUUCUCCGAAUGUGGUUGUGCCGUUGUCGGCUUUCAGUGGCGGAGACAUUGUUGUCAAUGUUGAGGGGCAGGAAGUAUGCCUGAAUGUUUCUCAGGGUCCGGUAUCUUUCUGUGCACGUGAGCAUGCUCAUCAUGUCACGCCCUUCCAGGGGCGGCGUGUGAUCCUAGUCCUCUUUAGCCUCAGAGGAUGCCUGCAUCUGUCCGAAGAUGAUCAAGCGUGCUUGAUCAGGUUGGGCUUUCCCUUACCAACUGCAGAAGCCCUGAGCUCAAGCGUGGCGCCGCUGCCCAACCGCCCCGCUAAGGGCUCAUCCGUGCUGGGCUGCAACUCCCUGAAGCAUCAGGGCCUCAGCCAUGAAAAAGCUUCCUUGGCGAAGGUACCGCGCCUCGUCCCAAUCUCGGCCGUCAGGUUCCACUGCUGGUGGAGCUAUGCGCGGGUUCGGCCAGUCGCCCUGGCUUCCGGCUGGGAUGUCAUCCCGAUUGAUCAAGCGUCCUGCCGCUUCUCUCCUCGCACCCCCCUUGUCAUUUUGGACUUGAAAGACCCUCUUUGCAUGGAUCUCCUUCUGCGCUUUGAUCAAGGCGCGCCUGCAGACUGGUUUCAUCUGGGACUCCCACGCGGGACCUGCUCACGGGCCCGUGAGCGCCCCUUGCCAAUCUCUUCGGCUUUGCGGACCUCAAGCCUUUUGAAGCCGAACAGGUGGCAGCGUCGAAUGCCGUCUACAGGGCAUGUGUCAGAAUCUUGUUCCGGGCCUAUCAGACCGGGGCCCUAA
Messenger RNA from Symbiodinium pilosum, 1941 nucleotides. The record is from the annotation of a GenBank genome assembly. NCBI's taxonomy places the organism in Eukaryota, Dinophyceae, Suessiales, Symbiodiniaceae.